Messenger RNA from Alternaria arborescens, 1641 nucleotides. RefSeq lists its product as hypothetical. The record is from RefSeq and is a predicted model, not a curated record. The transcript has 7 exons. Bases 1 to 1641 code for a protein of 546 amino acids. Lineage: Eukaryota; Fungi; Ascomycota; Dothideomycetes; Pleosporales; Pleosporaceae.
AUGAAGACAAAGACAAAGACCAGUGAGCGAAAGCCGCUCCCAGUGACUGUUCUCUCUGGGUUCCUGGGAAGUGGUAAGACGACCUUACUCAGGCACAUCCUGCAGUCACCGGACCAUGGCUUGCGAAUCGCCGUUAUCGUCAACGACAUGGCAUCAGUGAAUGUCGACGCGAACCUCAUCAGCCGUGGAAACAGCAAGAACAACAACGGGGAGAUCCGUGUCAAGGAGAAGAUGAUUCAGAUGGAGAACGGUUGCAUCUGCUGCACGCUCCGCGGCGACUUGCUGGUUGAACUUGCACGCCUUGCUUGGAACGAACAAGGAUUUGACCAUGUGGUCAUAGAAAGCUCUGGCAUCAGCGAGCCACAACAGGUUGCGGAGACUUUUACGACAGAGCUUACUGAGGCAAUGAUCGACGCCGAAGGGAUGGAACCUGAUGAGAAGGAGGUAUUCGCCAGGGUCGCGAAGCUGGGCGGUUUGAAGGCCAUUGCGACCGUCGAUACUAUGGUAACUGUGGUGGACGCCUUCCGCUUCUUUUCCGAAUUCGAUACUGCUGAGUUCCUGCAAGACCGUUUCGGAAGGGACGAGGUACCAGACGAAGACCAGCGGACUAUCUCCGAUCUCUUCGCCGACCAGAUUGAGUUUGCCAACGUUGUCAUCGUCAACAAGAUCGACAGGGCAGAUAAAGCAACUCUGGGUCGUGUCAAAGGCUACAUCAAGUCGCUCAACCCAAAAGCUAAGAUCAUCGAAUCCAGAUAUUCCAAGGUAGACGUCCGCGAGAUGCUAAACACGGGAAUUUUCAACUUUGGUGAGGCUGUCGCAAGCGUUGGAUGGCUGCAGUCGUUACAUGAAAUGACAGUCAUGGAUGUUCAUGGCAAGAAGCGUAUCGCGCCUAGGCCGGAAACACUGGAGUAUGGCAUCGGAUCUUUUGUUUAUCGCGCCCGAAAGCCAUUCCACCCACUGAAACUAUACAAGCUCAUCGAGGGCAAAUUCAUCCUUUUACAAGAGGAGGCCGAAGAUGUGGAUGACGGCGAAGAUGACGAAGAGGAAGAUGAGAAUGUGGUUGAUGGUUCAUCUGAAUCUGGAAGGGCCAGCGUCUCUGGGGACGAUUCCGAUGAGAUGAGCGAUGACGACGCUGCCCCUCCCAUGGAUGACAAGCAAAUCCUGGCCAACAAGAAGGCAUGUGCUUACUUCAGUGGCUUGCAUCGAAGCAAGGGCAUAUUCUGGCUCGCAACGCGUCCCAACCAAAUGGGCUCAUGGAGCAGCGCAGGCGCAAUGCUGACGCUCGGAUCUGAGAUGCCAUGGUUCUGCUGCGUAGCUGAAGAAGACUGGGGCGCCGACGACGAUACACUAAAGGCCAUCAGGAACGACUUUGAGGGCGAGUGGGGUGACAGGCGACAGGAGAUCGUUUUCAUUGGGGAGAAGAUGGAUGUUGAUGGUUUGACGAAAAAACUCGAUACGUGCCUACUUACUCGCAGUGAGAUGAAGAAAUGGGAGGAGGUUAUGCACGGUGAGAAAUCAGACGAUGAUGAGAAGGAAGAGACUCUGCAGGAGAUUUGGGACGAUGCUUAUUGGGCCGAAUGGCCACGUGCGCAAGAUGAAGAGGAGCAUGACCACGAUCACCAUCAUGGCCACAAGCACUGA